CUAUUUAUUUUGGGCUCUUUGAGGAAGAAUUGAUCGCUCACCAACACAAAAAAAUGGCGACGGUGAAAAGAGUCGUUGUUUGUGGUGGUAACGGUUUCUUAGGAAGUAGGAUAUGCAAGUACGCGGUAGCGCGAGGCUGGGAUGUCACAUCAAUAAGUCGCUCAGGUGAACCAGUAUGGUCUUCAGUCACCUCGUCCCCCUCAACUCCGCCGUGGGCCCAUAGUGUGUCAUGGGAACGCGCCGACAUGCUGAAGCCAAGCACAUACAAGCCUCUUUUAAAGGGCGCUGAUGCUGUCGUCCACACCAUGGGCAUCCUGCUCGAGGCAGACUAUAAGGGCGUGGUAUCCGGCCGUGAAUCCCCGAUAUCCGGCCUCAUGCGCGCCUUUUCCUCCUCAAAGGCUGGAAGCCAGAACCCGAUGGAGCGGAAGCCAGACGAGGACCUGAAGCCGCAAGAAAAGGAUGGACAGCUGACUUACGAACUCAUGAACCGGGAUUCCGCAAUUACGUUGGCUCAGGAAGCGAACAGAGAGCAAGUCUGCACUUUUGCGUAUAUUUCAGCGGCGGGUGGUGCACCCAUAUUACCAGCAAGAUACGUCACUACGAAGCGUGAGGCUGAAUCGGCAAUUGCAACCAACUUUCCGACUAUGAGAUCGUUUUUUGUUCGGCCUGGGUUUAUGUACGACUCUUCGCGGCCGAUUACGAUGGCCAUGGCUGCCGGGGCUGGAGGGGCAUCUGUGUUCAGCGAGGUUACGGGAGGGGUGCUGAAGGACUUCUUAGGUGUGGCUGGCACGAAGCCGCUGAAGGCAGACCUGGUUGCGCAAGCAGUUGUCGAAGCUCUGGAAGAUGACACAGUUAAGGGGCCAGUUGAGACGAAGGAGAUCGAAGAGCUUGCCACAAAGGCAUGGAGGAAGGGGAUGCUAUGAUCUUGCAUUUU
Molecule: messenger RNA, 934 nt
Organism: Pseudogymnoascus destructans
Lineage: Eukaryota; Fungi; Ascomycota; Leotiomycetes; Thelebolales; Thelebolaceae
Exons: 2
Coding region: 54-923 (289 amino acids)
Cellular component (GO): mitochondrion
Molecular function (GO): protein-containing complex binding
Source: RefSeq, a predicted model, not a curated record